Messenger RNA from Ruditapes philippinarum (Manila clam), 926 nucleotides. RefSeq names its product proteasome assembly chaperone 2-like. Lineage: Eukaryota; Metazoa; Mollusca; Bivalvia; Venerida; Veneridae. Gene Ontology annotation, biological process: proteasome assembly. Gene Ontology annotation, cellular component: cytosol; nucleus. The record is from RefSeq and is a predicted model, not a curated record.
AAGUACAUAUUUUCAAGAUGUCUGCGCCCAUGUUCUGAUAAGUCAUUUCUUUACUUUUUCUUAUAAAUAGAUACAAAUUAAGAUGUUUGUGCCUGCCGAGAAAAGGGAAUCAUCCUAUAAGGAUUUUAUCCUUAUCUACCCAGCCGUAUCAGUAGGCAAUGUGGCCCAGCUGACAGCGGACCUACUGAUUUCCACGCUGACAAUGCACCGGGCAGGUUAUAUACAGCAUCCAAGUAUUAUUCCACUGGUAGGGGGAGAUCCAUUUGCUCAUCCCGAGGCUACAAGUUGUAAAUUAGUUACAUGUUGUGAAGUGUAUGAGAGCCAAGAGCACAGAGUUGUUAUUAUUCAGCAAAGAUCUCCUUUUGUUCAGGGAAAAAGGGGAUUAUUCAGGAACUGGUUAGUUCAGUGGAUAAAAGAGAAUGAGUUUAAAAGAGUUGUUAUAGCAACAAGUAGCUCAGCUGAAGAAAGACUUGAUGUCCAGUUACAAGGACCUCAGUUUAGAUUUGUUGCAUCACCACAAAUAGAGGAAGCAUUUGGCGACAUGUUCCGUAAUUUCUACGAGUGGGAGGAGCUAGAGAGACGUCAGUGUUUUCCAGCGCCAUCUGUGUUAGAGGCCAAGGAUGGUGAAGGGGGAGAACUCUACAUACCUGGGGGUGGUAUAGCCAAAACUCUAUUUGAAGAAUUGUAUAAUGAUGUACCAGUAGCCAUAUGUUUAAUGUUUUGUGCCGAGGGUGACAAUAUCGCAGAAGCUUUAGAACUUGCUAACAGACUCAACAGAUGGCUGGGACUUAUUUUGUUUCACUCACGGUCAAUAGGUGGAGCAGAUGAAGAAGCUGUCGUAAAAUACACUAGAAUGGAAGGUCCCUGUUUCUUGGAAACUAUUUUAUGGAUCAAAGUUUGACCAGAGUUUAUUUCACUGAUAAUGA